AUGCCACAUAAGAAAGUUGUAAUCAUAGGAGGUGGAAUAUCUGGAAUUAAAGCAGCUAUUGAUUUAUAUAAUGGAGGAAUUAAAAAUACCGUAAUUUUAGAAUCAAGUUCAAGAUUAGGUGGAAGGUUAUUAACUAUUGAAUCAAAAGAAUAUCCUGGAAUAACUUAUGAUUUUGGAGCUUCUUGGUUUCAUGAUUGUUUAAAUAAUCCUUUAUUAGAAAAAGCAAAAUCAUUAGGUCAUGUAGCUUACUAUUUUGAUGAUGGGAAAUGUGUUUAUUUUAAUGAAGAUUCUAAAAAUAUAGAUAAAUGGAAAUUUGAAACUAUACUUGAUGAAUUGAUUACAUAUGGAAGUUACAUAUAUACUAAAAAUCCAGAAAAAGAAGAUCUUUCAGUUAAAGCAUUAUCUGAAGAAUAUAUUGGAAAAUAUCAUGAUACAUUAACAUCAGAACAAAUUAAUCUUGUAUUAGGUGCAAUUAGAAUGUGGACAGAAUUAUGGCUUGGUGAAUCUUGGGACUUAAUAUCUGGGAAAUAUUUCUUUAAUGAUCUGGGACAUUUGGGAAGAAAUGCAUUUGUUAAAAAUGGUUAUAAAAAUGUAUUUAUUAAUGAAUUGAAAGAAUUACCUCGAAUUUAUCGUGAUUCAUCAAUUAAAUUUAAUGCUCAUGUUACUAGUAUAGAUUACGGUAAUCCAGAGAGAAUAUUAAUUAAAUUAAAAGAUGGAAGAAGAUAUACUUGUGAUUAUGUAAUUUCUACAAUUCCUCAAUCUUUAUUAAAAAUAUCAAAUCCAAAAGAUGAAUGUUUUGUUGAAUGGAUUCCUGAAAUUCCUCCAACUAUUAAAAAUGUAUUACCUGAUGUUAGUUUCAGUAGUUUAGGUAAAGUUGUUUUUGAAUUUGAUGAAUGCUUUUGGCCAAGAGAUGUUGAAAGAUUUUAUGGAUUAUCGAAAAAUUCACCACUUCCAGAUCAAACAAAACCAUGGGAUUAUCCAACAAUUUUAAUCAACUAUCAAGUAAUUAACAAUAUCCCUGCUUUAAUAGCAUUGACACAAAAUCCAUUAUCUAAAUAUAUUGAAGAUUUACCAUCAUCAGAAAAGUCAUCCAAGAUUUGGUCAAUUUUCAAACCAGUGAUUAGUCAAAUAAGUACUAUUGGAAAUGAAAUCCCUAAACCAAAAGCAAUAUAUCAUACUCCCUGGAAUAAUAAUCCAUUAGCUAGAGGUAGUUAUGGUGCUAGUUUAGUUGGUACCCAAGAUCCUUCUUUAGUUAUUAAAGCAUUUGUUGAAGGUCAUCAGGAUAGAAUUAGAUUUGCUGGUGCUGAAACUAUGGAUGAUAGUUCCAAUGGAUGUGCUCAUGGAGCAUGGUUUUCUGGUAAACGUGAGGCAGAGUUUAUAUUAAUUCAAGAAAGAUCUAAAAAGUCCAAAUUAUAG
Messenger RNA from Candida tropicalis MYA-3404, 1416 nucleotides. Its product is annotated as polyamine oxidase. The record is from RefSeq and is a predicted model, not a curated record. The coding region runs from base 1 to 1416 and encodes 471 amino acids. NCBI's taxonomy places the organism in Eukaryota, Fungi, Ascomycota, Pichiomycetes, Serinales, Debaryomycetaceae. The transcript has a single exon. Gene Ontology annotation, molecular function: oxidoreductase activity.